AUUUUUAAAAAUCUUUAUCAAAAUUCAGAUGGACGUAAAGAUAGGGAGAUCGUUUAAAUUAACAAAGAAAUUGGGUUCAGGUGCUUUUGGAGAAAUCUUUCACGGAAUCAAUCUCAAAACAAACAUGGAAGUGGCAGUUAAACUUGAGCCUGUUAACACAAAGCAUCCACAACUGUUUUACGAAGGAAAAUUAUACUAAUACUUGUUACAAGAACCCUCAGUUAUUGAUAAAGGAAUUCCAAAUGUUUACUAUUGUGCAACAGAGGGUGAAUAUAAUAUCAUGGUUAUGGAUCUCCUAGGCCCUUCUUUAGAGGAUCUAUUCAAUUUAUGCGGCAGAAAAUUUUCUCUAAAGUCAGUAUUAAUGUUGGCUGAUCAAAUGAUUUAAAGGAUUGAAUAUGUUCAUUCUAGGCACUUUUUACAUCGAGAUAUUAAACCAGACAACUUUUUAAUUGGAACAGGCAAAAGAGCUCAUAAGGUGUAUAUUAUCGAUUUUGGAUUGGCAAAGAGAUAUAUUCAAAAAGAUGGCAAACACAUUCCCUAUAAAGAAGGUAAAAAUUUAACAGGGACUGCCCGUUAUGCUUCAAUCAAUACCCAUCUUGGUAUUGAGCAAGGAAGAAGAGAUGAUCUUGAAUCAUUAGGCUACGUCAUGAUGUACUUCUUGAGAGGAUCUCUCCCAUGGUAAAACUUGAAAGCCUCUAACAAAAAAGAUAAGUAUGAAAAGAUUAUGGAGAAAAAGAUUUCAACAUCAAUAGAAACACUAUGCAAAGGAUUUCCAUAAGAAUUAGCUACUUACUUAACUUACGUAAGAAAUUUGAGAUUUGAUGAAAAACCAGACUACAGCUACUUAAGGACUUUAUUAAAGGACCUAUUCACCAAGAGCGGAUUUGAGAUGGACUAUAUUUAUGAUUGGAAUCUGAUCUAGAAAACGGAUGGUACUCCUGGAUAAACUACAAACAACACAUAACUAUAAUAACCACCAGCCGGUUAAGUGCCCCCAAAAUAAGGUUGAUUAUCAACCUUAAAGAUUAUUAUUAUAUAUAUAUAUAUAAAAAUAUUAUAAAAGAAAUAUUUAAUAA
This is a messenger RNA of Paramecium tetraurelia, 1076 nucleotides long. RefSeq lists its product as uncharacterized. Lineage: Eukaryota; Ciliophora; Oligohymenophorea; Peniculida; Parameciidae. The transcript is spliced from 4 exons. Gene Ontology annotation, biological process: endocytosis; peptidyl-serine phosphorylation; signal transduction. Gene Ontology annotation, molecular function: protein serine/threonine kinase activity; ATP binding. Gene Ontology annotation, cellular component: nucleus; cytoplasm. The record is from RefSeq and is a predicted model, not a curated record.